AUGAAAUCAGGCUUCAUUACCGUCAGAGAGGCAACGGCCGACCCAGACCCGGACACCCCUCAGCCCACACCUUUCCCCAUCCGCAUCGUCCAAGAUCCGCCCCCGCCGCCGCCCUCGGACAUGGACGUGAACGUCCCUCCCCCACCUGGCUCCAUCAAGUUCCGCAAUGACAACUUCUAUGAGUCUUGGGACAAGUUCCUAGCGCUCGAGCCGAAUCGCGGUCAGCGGCUUUCGAGGGCCCAGCGCGCUGUGAAUGUCGAGCAAGCGGAAGUCGAGGGCGCGGAAGGAAAGAAAGUGCAGGAGAAUGCCGCCACGAGCUGGGAGCAGGCGGCGGAGAGUUGUCGGAAGAAGGUCGCGGCCAUCGUGGAGGAAUGCACGAGGCUGAACCAGAAGUAUCGAGAUGCGAUAUUUGACUUGGAAGCGAGUGCUGUGCAGCGAAUAGAAGCGCCACCGUGGAUCAAGCGGGUGGAAGACAUCUUCGACGAUCCUCAAUUCUUCAUCGAUGGAGCGACACCGCAAGAUGUGCAUCAAGGGAGCGGAGGUGACUGCUGGUUCCUAGCUGCGCUGAUGGCAGUGAGCGCCAAGAAGGAGCUUAUCGAUCAGCUCUGCGUGGCAAGAGAUGAGAAUGCUGGUGUAUACGGAUUUGUGUUUUACAGAGACGGCGAAUGGAUCUACGAAGUGAUCGAUGACAAGCUCUUUCUCCGCGUCGGCGACGAUGACAACGUCACGGUUGUCCGCGACUGGCAGAAGGAAAAGAAGGAGGGCAUGGCUUUAUUCCAUCCGGAUGAAGAGAAGCUGAUGUCCCAACUCCAGCGUGGCGGUGAAGCCCUGUACUUCUCCCACUGCAAGAGCUCCGAGACCUGGCUUCCGCUGAUCGAGAAGGCGUAUGCGAAAGCGCAUGGCGACUACUACGCCAUCGAAGGCGGCUACGCGUCCGAAGCGAUCGAGGACUUGACCGGCGGCGUCGGAGCCCACAUCAACCCUGAAGACAUCAUGGACAAGGACCGUUUCUGGCGCGAGCAGCUGUCUCGAGUCAAUGAGAAAUAUCUCUUCGGCGGCGGAAGCAAGCCAAACGCAACUAAGGGUUUCGUUGGCGGUCAUGCUUACGCUGUACUGAAGACGUACGAGGAAGGAGACCUGAAGCUGCUCAAGCUGAGGAACCCUUGGGGUGAGACUGAAUGGAAUGGCGACUGGUCUGACGGCAGCAAGCUCUGGACGCCGGAGAUGAUGACCAAGCUCAACCAUACAUUCGGCGACGAUGGGAUUUUCUGGAUCAGCUACAAGGAUUUUCUCAAGCACUUCCCCAGCAUCAACCGCGUGCGGCUCUUCAACAAGGACUGGCAGGUCGCCCAGCAAUGGACGUCGGUCAAUGUACCCUGGACUGUCGAUUAUCUGGACACGAAGUUCCAAUUCACCAUCAGCGACAAGUGUCCUGUGGUUAUCGUGCUGUCCCAGCCAGACGACCGCUACUUCUACGGACUCAGCGGCCGCUUCUGUUUUUCCCUGCACUUCCGCGUAUACAAAGAAGGCGAGGAAGAUGACCGGUAUAUCGUACGCAGCAUGCACAACAGUGGCAACGAGACAGUCUUUACUCGUUCUGUAUCCGCUGAAAUCGAGGACCUGGAGCCAGGGACAUACAACGUCGUCUUCAAAGUCACAGCUGUACGGACCGCCGCAGCCAUGACCGCCGAGGAGUCGAUCAUGAAGUUCGCUGUGGAGCGGAAAGAGAAGCUGCUGCACGUUGGUCGUAGAUUCGACUACGCGCAGACGAAGGGCAACUUGCGAGCCAUGGAAGAGGCGAACAAGAAGCAAAAGGUGUCGGGUCAUCGGCAGUCGAGCAUCAGGAGAGCGAAGAAGAGUAGGACGUUGAAGCAAAAGCAAAAAGAACAGGCGAGAGGGCGGAAGAAGAGGAUUGAUGAUGCUAUGCGGGAGAAGAGGAUAGCUUAUCAUGAGAAGAGAAGGCAAAAGGAGAAGGAGAGGCAGGAGAGGAGGAGAGCGCAGAGAAGCGAGGGUAGUGAUGGUAAGACGGAAAGUGUAACGCCGCUGACCGAGGAAUCGCCGGUGAAGAAUGACGAGGAGGCAGAUGCGAAGGCCGGAGCGGAAGCUAAGAGGCCUGAAGCAGAGACAGAUGGGAAGUCAGGUCAGGAAGCGAGCAAGGCCAAAGACGAAAACGAGAAGAGCGACGAGCCUGCCACCGCGGAAGCCGAGACUACUCUCGCAGAAGACAUCUCCCGCCUCAAACUCCAGCAAUCCCGCUCAAGCAGCAGCCGCACCGACCCAGUCUCCCCUCUCGACAACGGAGAAGACGACGGGUACGAAUCUCCUGUUGAGCCCCCCGAAGAGAUGGAAGAUGAUGACUUUGACUGGGAUUCUGAGUUGUAA
Messenger RNA from Saxophila tyrrhenica, 2382 nucleotides. RefSeq lists its product as uncharacterized. The record is from RefSeq and is a predicted model, not a curated record. Gene Ontology annotation, cellular component: cytoplasm. The transcript has 4 exons. The coding region runs from base 1 to 2382 and encodes 793 amino acids. Lineage: Eukaryota; Fungi; Ascomycota; Dothideomycetes; Mycosphaerellales; Extremaceae. Gene Ontology annotation, molecular function: calcium-dependent cysteine-type endopeptidase activity. Gene Ontology annotation, biological process: proteolysis.